AUGUACUGUAUUGCACUUUCAAACGGUCACACUUGGAAGCAGCAGAGACGGUUUGCUGUAGUGACUAUGCGGAAGCUGGGUGUGGGGAAGAAAGGCAUGGAGCACCAAAUAGAAGAAGAGGCCCAGCAGCUGGUGGAGAUUUUUGCAUGUGCAAAGGGUCAACCACUUGACCCUUCCUUGCCCAUCACUAAUGCAGUCGCCAACGUGAUUUGUGCUGUAACCUUUGGACACCGAUUUUCUCUUGAAGAUGAAAAAUUCAAGAAAUUGAGUGAAGGUGUUGAUGUUGCUAUAAAAUUUGUAGGCAGCAUAUUUCAAGUUCUGUAUGAAAUGUUCCCAUCAAUACUGAAACAUCUUCCAGGGCCUCACAAAAAUGCGAUAGCUGCCUCUAAUCUGUUGCUUUCAUAUGCAAAGGAGGAGAUAAAAAAGCAUAAGGAGCAACUGUCCUUUCAUGAGCCACAGGAUUUCAUGGAUUUCUAUCUACUUCAGAUGGAGAAAAGCAAGAAUGACCCCAACUCUACCUUUGACGAAGAGAACCUGGCUCAGAACAUUCACGACUUCUUUAUCGCGGGAACAGAGACAACCACCACUUCUCUGAGAUGGGCACUUGUCCUCCUGACAAAUCAUCCAGAUGUCCAAGAUAAAGUCCACAAGGAAAUCGAAGAUGUUUUCGUUUCUUCUCAAUCUAUCUCCUAUCAAGAUCUAAAGAAAGUCCCCUACACUAAUGCUGUGAUUCAUGAGAUACAGCGAUCAAACUAUGCCUUCUUUUUUGGGGCCCCAAGACAAUGUUCAGAGGACGUGAAGCUGGGUGGUUUUCUCCUUCCCAAGGGGACCCUUGUUAUUCCAGACCUGCGCUCUGUUCUUCUGGAUCCUAAGCGAUGGGAGACUCCUAAAGAGUUCAACCCAAAUCAUUUUUUGGACAAGGAUGGAAAUUUUGUGACUAGAAAAGAAUUUCUGCCAUUCGGAGCAGGGACUCGGGUGUGUUUGGGGGAGCAGCUGGCGAGAAUCGAGCUCUUCAUCUUCUUGAUUAAACUGCUGAGGAAAUUCAGGUUUCAGCUGCCGGAAGGAGUGAAAAAACUCAGUCAAGAUCCUGUCAUGGGGCUCACAUUCCAACCCCCACCUUAUAAAAUCUGUGCUGUUCCUCACAGUAACUCAUCGUAA
Molecule: messenger RNA, 1158 nt
Organism: Elgaria multicarinata webbii
Lineage: Eukaryota; Metazoa; Chordata; Lepidosauria; Squamata; Anguidae
Product: cytochrome P450 2J5-like
Exons: 8
Coding region: 1-1158 (385 amino acids)
Biological process (GO): xenobiotic metabolic process
Cellular component (GO): intracellular membrane-bounded organelle; cytoplasm
Molecular function (GO): heme binding; oxidoreductase activity, acting on paired donors, with incorporation or reduction of molecular oxygen, reduced flavin or flavoprotein as one donor, and incorporation of one atom of oxygen; iron ion binding
Source: RefSeq, a predicted model, not a curated record